Anarrhichthys ocellatus (wolf-eel) is the source of this 2954-nucleotide messenger RNA. It is a transcript of the gene arl14ep, whose product is annotated as ADP-ribosylation factor-like 14 effector protein. The transcript has 5 exons. NCBI's taxonomy places the organism in Eukaryota, Metazoa, Chordata, Actinopteri, Perciformes, Anarhichadidae. The record is from RefSeq and is a predicted model, not a curated record. The coding region runs from base 130 to 795 and encodes 221 amino acids. Gene Ontology annotation, cellular component: intracellular membrane-bounded organelle.
CACAAAUAGGAAGAAGAAGAAUAAGUUGGACAGAACACAAACCGCCACUUUUUUCACCGUCGCGGUUCUUUCUGCAUUGUUUAUUGUUUGAGACUGCAUUAUUGUACAGUUUCGUCAAAAAACGACGCCAUGCCGGUCAUCUGUGCUGCUAUAGGGUGCAACAAUACGUUUGUCAAAGGGUCGGAAUUCCGAUUUUACAGGUUCCCCCUCAGCAAACCUCAGCUCGCCGGCAAAUGGGUAAACAGCCUGGGGAUGAAGAACUUCAACCCGACCGCCAACACAUGCCUCUGCUCGGAGCACUUCAGGGCCGAUUGCUUCAGGGACUACAACGGCAAACAGUUUCUGCGGGAGGAUGCGGUGCCCACCAUUUUCAGCCAGGGGCAGGAUUCAUCAAAGAUUGAGCUUCGUAAACGAGGGGUGAUACCAAAGGAGACGAAUGUGGUGAAUCCAGUAGCGACACAAGCAGACAGAGACAAAGCGAGAGAGGCCAUCAGUCUGCGCAGAGACAAACGAGGAGGAAUGAGGGGUGGACGAGGAGGCCGCGGAGGUAAACAGCUGAUGGACAGACAGACCGUCGGGGCCAAGAGCAGAGUGUACGACAACAAAGGCCGGCUGCUCUCCAACAACAAGGACAUGUGUGACUGUCUGGACGUGGACUGCAUGGGCUGCUUCUACCCCUGCCCCGACUGCGGCUCGCGCAAGUGCGGGGUGGAGUGCCGCUGCGACAGGAAGUGGCUCUACGAGCAGGUGGAGGUGGAGGGCGGAGAGAUCAUCCGGAACAAGUUUGCUGUUUAGUAAACUUCAUUCAAAAGAAUCUCCCACGAUGGUCACUGCUAUUUAUCAGGAUUUACAAAGACAGACACUGCCUGUGGUAGAAAGCUAUUCUGCUGAAUGUUGGAUGUGCUCUUGUGAAACUUCCUGUUAAAGUUUUUUUUUAUAUAUAUAUAUUUUUCUCCAGUUAAAAAAAUGUUUUGUGUCUUAAGUUUAGUGUCUUAUGUUUAGUGUCUGCAUUAAACAUCUGCGGAGGAGGUUGUUUUUGUUCAUAUUCAAUAAAACUGAAAAAUGUAUCGAAUCCUUGGAUGUGCUGGUCCGUCCAUUACCGCAGCUGACCAUAGGGGGCGCAGUAGGGAGCCCAUUACAUAGAGAGAUACUUUAAUAUUUUCGGAUUAUUCCAUAAGUAGGGAAUCGGUAGUUAAUGUACAACUAGAUGAGGAAGGAACAAAAUAGCUCGAAUAUAUUGAACAUCUGAUUACAUCAAUUCUGUAGGAUUGUAUUUUGAAGGCUAUGGUUUCCCAUUAGGCCCAUGGUUGGUUAACGAGAUUAAUUCAAUCUAAAUGUAGUUCUGAGCAGAGUAUCAUAACAAUGUGGAGGAAAGAAACUGUCCCCGGGUUUUCAACCCUUUCCCCAAAUCCCCAUUCUUGCUAUAUCUCCAAACCUCUUCGGGGUCUGCUCAUCACAGUCACAACUGUUAAUCUGGAAGAAAGAAAAACGCUUAAAGAUAACUGCAGAAGAAGCCAUAGUUGUUUUUUGUAAUGGUUUUGGCACUUAAAAAGAAUAAAAGCUCAGCAAGAUCUGAGGGUUGAAGGCUAAGCACGACCAGUUCCAACUUCAGGAGCUGCUGAGUUAAAUCAACAGAAUGAAUCGGGAGGAAUUAAAGUGUCCUUUAGUGAGGUGUUGGGUCGUAUAGACGGUGGUGUCGGGGAAGGUAAUCCCUCCUAAAUGACAGCAACACCCUUCAUUCCAUCAUGUGCGUUGUACUAAAGCGACACUAGAGAGGCCUUUUAAUUACAGCGACGGUAGAGUCGUCCUUUUAAAAUGUCAUUCGUUUUUAUUUCCAUUAGGGUCUUUUUUUCCCCCGUUUAUCACAGACUGGACACACAAGUGGACCUUACUCCCCCCACCACCACACACACACACUGACCAAAGGAAAUAGACAAGCAGCAUGACACAGCAGUUCAUCACGCUGGCUAAAGAAAGAGUUGCAGAUCUCAUUUAUACACACCCUGCUGUCCUUGAGCUCAGGUCCAGUGUCUGACGAGCAUGGUCCUGCCAAAUCUGAACUGUGGGGAGAAAGGGCAUGUAAUGUGGUGUGCAGUCAGUUUACCGUAGCAAUCACAAACAUGUUUCAGUAACUUUAGGGAGUGCUGUUCUGGUUGCUAUGUUUUCUUAUCCAGUAAAGUCUUCAUAAUGCGUUUCAUAGCUCAUUUUAAAAGGAGCCACAUACAAAUGAAGCUUAUUAAUAUUUAUAAAAACCAAGUCGAUGAGAGCGAGUCGAUGCCAACAAGUCAUUCAUCACAGCAGCCGAAUUUUUGUUCCAAACUCCGAUCUAAGUUCAAGUUCAAGUAUUUAUUCUCAGCUCUGUGAGCAGGAGAUGCUCCAGAUAUCAGGAUUUAAAUGACGCCCACUCUCUCUCAUAUACUGGCUGCUGGUGGGAAUAUUAAGCAGCAGCAACAUCAGGACAUUUUGCUCAUGAAGCAGUUGACUUUAAACAGUGAAUAUAUUAUGUUCUGGUUCGGUCAGUCAAUCACUUCGGUCCACACUGAAAUAUCUCAACAACUAUUGGACGGAAUGUCAUGAAGAAUACCCAAUAUAUGUUCCCCAUAGGCUGGAUUGUAGCUUUCUAUAGAGCGCCACCAUCAGGCCCAAAUAUUACCUCGUCCACUAAAGUAUGUGACUAAAGUUGUAUGAUAGUCAUGAUAGAAUAGUCAAUGUGCACAUGUUAAAGCACCGCUGUGCCAAAGUUAAGCCUCAGAGCUGCUAGCAUGGCGGCAGAUUCUUAGUCUUGUUAAAAAGCCACAUAAUUACAUUUGCGAACACAAAGCAAUGAAUAAAUGACAGGUUGCUUGAGUGGAGGGCUGCAGCUCUGGUUCUUAAAGCAAUACCGUGGAAUUAAUAAUAAUUCUCAGUAUGUUUUCUUUAGUGGAUAAUCACCUGAAUUUAAAAAUCGGUCUGUU